GACCGCUCCAGUCGAAUCCUCUCCGUAUUUGUGGAGCCCAUUGGGUUCAAUCACGGACACUGAACCAUCAAGGUGACUUUUCCUGGCAGCGCAGCGAGAGUGGGAGCCGUGGUGGAGGGGGAUCGUCUGGGGUCUCUGGACAGAGCGGUCCCUGCGUUAGACGGGGUUCGGUACGAAGGUGCGCAGGGCUCUGCCCCGCUCUCUGCUUGCUUGUAACCAGAGCGUUUCACUGGUGCAACAGCGGGACCAGACGGUGUCAGGGACUCUGCGCUUCCUACACGGCUCAUUUACUCUGCCACCAUCUGUGCGCUCCCUCCCCGUGCCCAGAUCACGCUCCACAGCCACAGCCGGUGGGAGGACGUGUUCAGCAGAGGGGCAGUAGAGCAAGGGCAUCUCUCCCAGCUGCACCUGCUGCACAUCCAGACUGCACUGGGAGAAAAUCCUCUGUGCAGCUGGGGGCCUGGUCUUGGCCCCUCCAAUAUUUUCACCAGCUUCCAGCUGUUUAAUCUGCAGCAGUGAAUGUUUCCCGCUGUCGGGAGGGGAGACCUUGCUGGGUGCAUCUGUCCCGGCACACACGGGCAUCCCUAGCGGCGCUGUCCCUGGGGCAGCGCUGGGCCGACAGGCCGGCCACACCUGGGGUUUCUCUGCUUCUGACUGCGAUACAGCUGCGACAGGGAGCAAGCCCGAGGACGGUCUGCCCCUGCUUACCAGAGGGACAUUAACUGGUGUGCCCCCUUGCCCGGGAAGCAGCAGACAUGGGUCUGAAGUCCUGCCGACCCACAAACAGCUUGAACCUGCUUCGGCUUUUCCCAGCACCGUGCUCUAACCACUUGGUCAUAAUCCAGGCCUUGCUUAGACCUCUCCCCAUCUCUCCUCUCCAAGCAUGCUCCCUUGGCAGCCAAAACAGGGAGGUAAGUGGGGAUAUGAGGUGGUCCAAGGUGUUAUCCUGGUUCCCAAUGCAAAGAAGAAACCCAGGUGUUAUGUCGCCAUUUCAGCCACCAAAUGUGAAGCUAAAUUCAAAGGGCGGUCCUAUUCCACCGCUGAGAAUCACAAUCCCAAACCGUGGAAGGGCGAAGCAAUGCGGUUUCACAGGUGAACAGUACAUUGGACGGGGCCUACGAGACCUGCGAGAUGAAGUGCGUCACCCAAGGCCGUCCAGCAGAGCAGUGGCAGAGUCCCAGGUACCUUUCCAGCCGUGUCGCAGUUCAGCAGGACAGUGCCCUCGCCUCCUGUUUCGAAAGCACGUCUUUGUGCUGAGCACGUUGUCAGUGCGGAGAACAAGAAACAAAGAUGAAAAAUACUAUUGAAAUGCUAAUGUUACGGCCCUUUACUCCUGCUCGUCUCUAAACCCAAAUGACCCUUUCCUUUAGUUUUUAGUGUGGCUGUUGGAGGACUGUCAGCAUCACUGGAAGCACAGACACCGCUUGAACGUAUGCAAUUUGCAUUUCUGUUAGGGUUUCAUUUAUUUCCCUUAAUGUCUUUACAAUUGUCUAUCACUUCUUUCAUUCCUUUCAUCUCAGCGAUCAUUUGGCUGGUGAAAGACCGUCUCCAAAUACAGUAGUCCAGAGGAUAGUUAUGCUACCCGUGUGGGGGAUUUGUCCAGCACAGACUUUUUCUGGCAAAGGGAGUCGUGUUUGAAAGGGAAGCUCGUCACACCUUCCCCACGGCUUUCCUUCUCUCUGGCAGUUCGCUGCACAAACGUCCCCACUAACAGCCUGCACGACGAAUCUGAAGUUGUACCUGAUCUGUGGGUGCGGAAGAACCAGCUCGUGCAUACGGCAUCCUCCACGUGCGCAUCGCUGUUAGGACAGCACAGCGGGGCCCGUGCUUCCAGGCACUAGGCAGUGUACACGCAUGGCCCAGAGGUAGCGCCAAAACACAUGAGAACAGAGACAAACCUGCUCCAGAAAAGGAAGAGAGCGUGCACUGGGUCCUCCUAAGCACUGGCCAUGGCUGUGUGCUUCAGUACGGCACCAGGGAUCGCCGCAGCAUGAGCUCUGCACAAGCUGGCCCUCCCCUGCAAUGGAAAUCAGGUGGCGUGUGUGCAUCGGGGGCUCAGCCGGGAGCGAGAGCUGCCUGGAUCCAAGCAGCACCGCACCGCCGGGGGGGACGUGGCAUCAGGCGGGGAAGGCAGCGUGCGCAGAAGCAGACACCUCACCGCACCCCUCCCUGCUGGGGCACAAGCGGCCGAGACAGGCCCGUGGGCACAAAACCUUGCAGGACGCUGCUUUGCAGCGAUGCUAAAACAACACCAGAAACAUCAGUCACGAACGUGGAAACGAGUCCCAGUUCGAGACGCUGGACCGGCCGUACCAGAUGACACGGGGGUCGACACAGCAAGAGGAGCAGGCUCCCGACUCUGUGGAUGCUGCCCCGGCUGACUGUUCGGGGACUGGGUGAAAAACCAGGAUGGAGAAGACCCUGGAGGACCAUCUGCUGGAGGCCGUGGAAGGCCUUGGGAAGGAGGACUGGAAGAAGUUCAAGUACAAACUGAAGCACUACAAACUCAAGCCGGGCUACAACCACAUCCCCUGGAUGAUUCUGGAGGAGGCAGAGCGCCUGGAGGUGGUGGAGGAGAUGACAGACCACUUUGGGACACGCUACGGGGUGGAGAUCGCGGUGGACGUGCUGAAUGCUAUAAACAAGAGGAAACAUGCAGAUGAUCUCAGCCAGGCCCUGAGAGAAGAUGAUGUAAAUCAGAGCGCAGUAUCAGCGACUGCACAAGCUCCAAGGCAGGAGGGGGGAGAUGGCUUGGAGCAAGGACAAGCGUCAGACUCUCAGCGGGGCACAGAACAGGAGGAGGAGGCUGGCAUCAAUCCUGAAGAGAAAACAGAGAUUCAGGAAGACCCAGCACUGGAGAAGACAGACACUUCCCCUGGAGGAGAUCCUGAAAACCCAGAGAGUCUCACAGCUGCGGGAGCUACUGAAGAGGAAAUCCAGGAUGAACAGGGCAGUGGAAGUGAAUUGAGGAGGUGUGAUGACAGGAUGGAUCUGCAACCACUGGAAAAAGAAGAGAGAUUCAACACUUUGCGUCAGCUGUGUGGUAGUCAGCAGAAGAGACUGAGGAGCCUUAGAGACUCUACUGGGACCAAGCAGGAAGUCCUUGGAAGGAAGAGUCAGUGUCCUUGGAAGGAGACCUUUCGCAAAGAGAGAAGGCAAGCCCCUUGCGAAGUCCUCUCAAGGCUACACCUGAUAAGGUACGUGGAUGAUAAACUCAAGCUGAGCCACGUCUUGGAGAUCAUCACAAGACACCAGACGCCCCGGUCAUUAGCAGAUUUCCCGUGGCAUUUCCUGAGGAAGGUGCUGGGCCUGGACGGGACCGCCAGAAAUAUGGGUUUGGGGCAAAAGGCUAAGGGAGGAGAUGACAAGGGCGAGAUGGACACCGGGGAGACUCUCCACCCCCUGGACCUGAUCUGUGCUGUCCUCUCCUGCUCCGAUCCUUUCCUCCAGCAGGAAAUCCUGGCCAGAAUGGCCAUGUGCCAGUUUGCCCUCCCCUUGCUUCUGCCCUCCCUCAAGGCCUCCCAAUGCACCCUCUUGCUGUGGGCCAUGAGGGGCAUUGCGACAACGUGGAUGCCACACACCAAGGCCAAGAGCCGGGGGCCCAGAGAGGAGAGCCUGGUGCUCACCCUGAUGCCCACCUUCUCCUUCGUGCGGCUGGGACGCUGUAGUGUCUCCAAGUCCAGGCUCCUCAAUGAAAUCCUCAGCCCCCUCCAACAGCCCCAUAACUUCUUUGUCCACCGGGACAUGGAGGCUGGCAACGUCCCCCGGAAAUUGGCCAACGGGCUGGUGGAGAUCUCGUGGUACUUCCCUUCAGGCAAGAAGAGCUCUGACCUCUUCCCAGAGCCCCUGGCCGUGACCAACCUGCGUGGGGACAUCAAGUCACACUGGCAGGAAUUCACCUUCUUAACACAGGUCUCGUCAGCUGUCUUCAUCCUGACUGAUGGUGUGCAGCAAUCAGACUACGAGCUUCUCUCCUCUCUGCAGGCGUCCACCACCACCUACUACUUCAUCCUCACCCACCAGGACGGGGCGACCAAUGAAAUGGUGGACUCGCUGAAGAACCUAACCCCUGCCCUGAAACUCACACAAUCGCAAGUGCUGGUGAGGGGGCAAGAUACCCACCAUGCGCAUUUCGUGGAGAAGCUACGGAGAAGCCUGAGGGACACAAUGACGGGGGCUGAAAGGAAAGGGAGGCUCUCGGACAUGGCUGACGUGGCCCGCGGCCUCGAGAUGAAGGUGGAUGAGGACCAUGAGGCAUGUCAGAAAGGAAAGACGCGGGCCGGAGACAUCACCAGGGAAAUCAAAGACGUGGCAAAGUACAAGCGAGACAUGCUGAGACUCCAAGGGGACCUGUGGAAAGAGCUGGCGAGAGUGGAGAAGGAGCGGUGCCAGAUGAGAAGCCAAGGGGACGCCGCCCCAGAGCAAUACCAAUCUCAGCUGACAGCCAGGUGGCUGCAUCUACGGGGCCAGCAACAUACGUGUGGGGUCCCGCCUGGCGUGACUAAAUUCAUCGCGGCCUUGAGACAGCUCGCCCCGGUGGAGAAACGCUACUUCCUGAAAUGGCUCGCGCUCCAGCUGGAUCACGUCAUGUGGGGGGAUCUCUCCAGGCAGCGCCCCCAAGACAAGGAGAAGCCCAACAGAUUAGACCCACGUCGGCUCCAGGAGGCGGAUGAAUUGGUCUCCGCCGCUUCCCUGGGGGUGGAGCAUUUCAUGCGGGAGCUGGGGCAGCUCUACGAGGCCGAGUGCUCCAUGCUGAAGGAGGGAAACAUCCAGGAGCACCAAAGGAAGUUCAGGCCCCUCCCGGGCAUCGCGGCCGAGCUGAUGCUGGAAGGCUUCCCCGUGGAGCUGAUCGACGGAGACGCCGCCAACAUCCCGGUGCAGUGGGUGACCGAUCUGCUGACUCAGCUCCACGCCAGGGUGGAGGGCAGGUCCCGGCUGCUGGUGGUGACGGUGGUGGGAGCCCAGAGCACGGGGAAGUCCACCCUACUCAACGCCAUGUUCGGGCUGCAGUUUGCCACGGGCAGCGGCCGAGGCACGCCAGGGGCCUUCAUGUCACUCCGUAAGGUGGCGGGCACCUCCCAGGAGCAGCUGGGCUGUGAUUUCCUCCUGGUCAUAGACACCAAAGGCUUGAAAGGCCCUCAGUGGGCCAUCCCACAUGACAACGAGCUGGCCACCGUGGUCAUUGGCUUGAGUGACAUCGUAAUGGUGAACAUGGUCAUGGAGAACACCACGGAGACGAAGGACGUCCUCCAAGUUGUGGCCCACGCAGCCCUCAGGACGGGGGAAAUUGGGGUCAAGCCCUUCUGCCAGCUGGUUCAGCACGACUUCAGUGACGGGUCGUCCCGCCCCCCAAACAUGGCCCUCCUGGAGCAGCUGAAAGACGUGGCCCAAGCCACAGCCAGGACGGAGAAAGGGAAAGCCACGAAGCUUUCCGACGUGAUGCGCUACGAUGCAGAGAACCACACGUGGUGCCUCCCGGGGCUGUGGCACGGCGCGCCCCCCGUGGCUCCCGUGAACCCGGCGUACAGCAAGAGCGUGGAGGAGCUGAGGGCGUCUUUGUUUGAGGCCCUGCAGAAAACCAGGCCUGAAAACAGAGCUGCCAAGGACAUCCCCCAGUUCGUGGAGUGGAUGAGGAGCCUGUGGCGCGCGGCCAAACACGAGAACAUCACCCUCAGCUUCAGGAACAGGUUGCUGGCGGAGGCCUACAACCAGCUCUCCAUGGACUACACCGAGCUGGAGUGGGGCUUUCGCAAGGCGAUGCUCUUCUGGGCCUCCGAGACAGAGACGAGCAUCCAGAACCAGCCCACGGGGACGCUGGACAAAAGGGCCUCCAUCCAGCUGCAGCACGAGGUGCAGGAGAGGGUGAGGCAGGAGGUGGGAAAGCUGGUGGAGGGCAUCGAGCUUUGUUUUGAACGCGAGGCAGCGAGUCUUCAGCUGAUGGAAAAGCACCGGGAGGAUUUUCUCAGGAGCGCCGAGGGCCUCGGGAAGGAGCUGGAGAACGAUUGCUUCGCCAAGUGCCAAGAAGCCGUUGAAGUAGCCAAGGGCCGACACAGGCUGGAGGUUGCCCUGGGAGAGUGUCACAGACAGCUCGGGAAGAAAGUCAGCGGGCUUCUCGAGCAGUGCCGGGCAAGUGAAGACCAGCUCGACAGCGACGUGCUGGAUGCAGAAUUCGAACGUGCGUGGAGAGAAACACUAUCCGAGCUGCCUCUGAGUCCUCUAGAGAAAUAUAACCUGGAGAAACGUCAGAUCCGGGAAGAAAUGGAGACCCAGCUGAGAAAAGACCUUGAGCACCUUGAGGGCACCGCACGGGAGCUCUUGGGAGAGGCCCGACUCCUGUCUGAUCGCCCGGCGCUACCUUUCCAAAUGAGGAAGGAGUACCUGGACCUCUCCGCCGUCAGGGGCAUCAUCGAGCGGUUCACGCAGGCGUGCUGGGAACGCACAGAAGCGCUGGCUCAAUCCCUCAUUGAAGACUGCAAGCGUUACACCGCGGAGAAGGCCGCCUCCAAAGCAGGGUACCACGAAGUCUACUGCAGAGAGCUGCUGCGGAUGGUUAACGAACCCCUCCGGAAAUGUCCCUCCCAGCAGAGAAGGACCAGCGCCCUCUUUGAAGUCGAGCUCAAGCGGCACAUUUUGGGGGAGGCAGCUGCCAAGUUCCAGAAGAUGCACGAAGACUUUAUUCGGGAAAACGACACUCUUCAGCGCUUGGAGAGGCUGAAACCUCAGUAUCUCUCCAUGUUCAAAGCCCGUUACUGGGGGAGACAUGAAUGCCGAGACUGGGCCUGGGAUUUCUGCCAGUGGUGCCUGAAGCCGGCUCUGGAGGACUAUGUGAGCAAGAGGCUUGGGGUUGAAAUCGUGGAUGACUUGGUGACCAAGGGAGGGUCUAGCACGUUCAAGAGCAGGAUUCACUUCCAGUACGCCGUCCUGAAGGAGCUGCUGGAACGGGAGGAUUUCAACGGCUAUGUGCAGUACAUCCAAAGCCACGUGGAGUUUGUCAAAUCCCGGAUCCAGCGGCAACUGGUGACUCACUACACAGAGAAGGCGAGUCUGGGAGGCUUGGAGGAGAAGGUCUUGUCCACCAUAACCAAGAAGGUUUGCAAGGUCCUUGCAUGCUCUGAGGCUGAGAAGACUCAGCCGGUCGCCACCUUCCUCAGCCGCUUCUGUGAAGAGCUGCGGCAGGAUCUCGUCAUCCCUAGAGACAGCUUGGAAGUGAUCCUCUUUCAAACCACUGCCACCGCCGGCGAGUUCUCGGCUCGCCUCCUACAUCUCGUCCCUCUGCUGCAAAGAGAAGUCUUGGCCGGCUGGAAGAACGUGGAGGUACAGUCGAGGCUCUCCGGGCUUCCCGUCAAGCCCCAGGAUGAGAUGUUCAAGCGUGUGUUCGGCUGCGGGGAGCAGUGCCCCUUCUGCAAAGUGCCCUGCGAGGCCGGGGGCAGAGAGCAUGGAGAGCACUUUGCAUCCGUCCAUCGGCCUCAGGGAUUGGACAGUUACAGGUGUGAAGAGACCAAUGUCCUGGUGUUUGACGUGUGCUCCUCCUCUGUUGUCUCCAACAAUUGGUUCCAAAAUGCCGACACGGCCGGGCAACUGCAUCCGUACAAAGAGUACCAGCAAUACUACCCGGCCUGGCGCAUCCAACCAGAUCCCAGCAUCCACGCUUCCGAUUACUGGAAGUUCGUUUUCAAGGAGUUCAACGAGCAGUUUGCUCGGGUGUACAAGUGUCUCCCGGCCCGUCUCCCGGAGGACUGGUGUAGACUCACGAAAGAGCAGGCCCUGCAGAGCCUCUCGAAAAGCACUUACAUGAGCAGCAGAGUGAGACUGUCCCAGCAGGACUUUCCUGGGACAUAACAACCACCCGGUGCCUCGUGAUAACACACGGACAUUGCUUUUCUGCCCGUCUCCAGUCCCGUUGCAGGAAGAGAAUCAAAUGGGAUUCCGGGGUCCUAUGAAAUCCUUUGUGCAGGUUCCCAUCUACAGCUGUCACAAAGGUUGGGUACCUCAUGCCCCUUGGUUCCCUCGUGCACCUCUCUGCCCGGCUGGUCCCUUGCAUUUAAUGCAGAGAGAUGCGACCUUGCCGUGUACAAGUGCUCUGUAAGGAGGCUCUUCUCCGUUUGAAUAGUACAAGCAUAUCGAGAGGUAGAUCGUGUUCAUCAUUCACUAGCUGCCAUCAUCGCUUGUGCAUAUUAAUAAAGCUGGCUUGCUUUCCC
Messenger RNA from Alligator mississippiensis (American alligator), 8198 nucleotides. Its product is annotated as up-regulator of cell proliferation. Lineage: Eukaryota; Metazoa; Chordata; Crocodylia; Alligatoridae. The transcript is spliced from 9 exons. The coding region runs from base 2410 to 7839 and encodes 1809 amino acids. The record is from RefSeq and is a predicted model, not a curated record. Gene Ontology annotation, molecular function: GTP binding.